ACCACAAGGUUUCAAGUGCCAACAACACUUCCAAUACCAAAACUCACAAACCGCAAUGGAAUCUAAACCCAUUAAGCUCCUCUGUAGCUACGGCGGCAAGAUCCUCCCCCGCCUCACCGACGGCACGCUCCGCUACUCCGGCGGCCACACCAGAGUCAUCACCCACCAUUCUUCCACCUCUUUCUCAGAGUUGAUGGAGAAGCUUGGUGAAUUGUGCGGUUCAUCGCCGGUGACACUGAAGUGUCAAUUGCCGAAAGGAGACUUGGAGACUUUGAUUUCGAUCACCAGCGACGAGGAUCUGGCUAACAUAAUUGACGAAUACGAUCGAGCUUCAUCAUCGUUGGAUAGUCCGCUGAAGAUCAGAGCCAUUCUCUCGCCGCCGAAGAAAUUAUCAUCUCCUCCUCCGUCUUCUUCGUCGUCCUCCGCCUCCUACUCUCCAUCCAGUUCCCCUCAUGCCUACUCCCCGCCAUCUGCGGCGGCGUAUCGGCUCAACCGUUGCUCCCGGGUGCCGCUUGGGUACCCGAUCGGUGUCCGGAAAGGUUGUUGGUACACGCGGCACGUAGACGGAAGCCUUGCCGGGAGUCCCCGGUUCUGGGGGGCAUCACUGCAAUAGUUAGUUACUGCUACUGAUAUGAUACAGCAAUAGUUUUUAAGUUGAUGAUGAUGAUGAUGAUGAUGAAAAAUAUGAAAACAAGAAUCAAAAUGGCAUAUUAGUGAGCUAUGAUAUAUGAUUCUUUUCUUUAAUUUGUUAAAUUUUAGUUUAAGCUUGGGCUUGAGGGUUCUGGCGGUGGUUGAGAGUCCUGUUUUGCUGCUAAGACAGACAAUUCGGUGACGUUUAUAUACAGUGUGCCGCUUUAUGUGGUUUUUGUUUUAUGUAGAGUGCUCUUACUGGGAUUUUACUUUUUAUCAUGAUCUCAAAUUCUCAAUUCUCA
This is a messenger RNA of Lotus japonicus, 932 nucleotides long. RefSeq names its product protein PAL OF QUIRKY-like. The transcript has 2 exons. The record is from RefSeq and is a predicted model, not a curated record. NCBI's taxonomy places the organism in Eukaryota, Viridiplantae, Streptophyta, Magnoliopsida, Fabales, Fabaceae. The coding region runs from base 56 to 613 and encodes 185 amino acids. Gene Ontology annotation, molecular function: protein binding.